Messenger RNA from Cynocephalus volans (Philippine flying lemur), 1128 nucleotides. It is a transcript of the gene GPER1, whose product is annotated as G protein-coupled estrogen receptor 1. Gene Ontology annotation, molecular function: nuclear estrogen receptor activity; G protein-coupled receptor activity. Gene Ontology annotation, biological process: nuclear receptor-mediated steroid hormone signaling pathway; G protein-coupled receptor signaling pathway; cellular response to estradiol stimulus. Gene Ontology annotation, cellular component: membrane; Golgi apparatus. The record is from RefSeq and is a predicted model, not a curated record. NCBI's taxonomy places the organism in Eukaryota, Metazoa, Chordata, Mammalia, Dermoptera, Cynocephalidae. Bases 1 to 1128 code for a protein of 375 amino acids. The transcript has a single exon.
AUGGGUGUGACUUCUCAGGCCCUUGCCUUUGGCCUGGAGAUUCACCCAGGCACUGCGCAGCCUGAAGCAUAUAACAGCACCUCCUCAGAACUCAACCUGUCCCACCCGAUCCAUGGAACUGCCCUCGGGAACCACACCGGUGAUCUCUCAGAGCACCAGCAAUAUGUGAUUGGCCUUUUCCUCUCAUGUCUCUACACCAUUUUCCUCUUCCCCAUUGGUUUUGUGGGGAACAUUCUGAUAUUGGUGGUGAACAUCAGUUUCCGUGAAAAGAUGACAAUCCCAGACUUGUACUUUAUCAACCUGGCGGCAGCGGACCUCAUCCUGGUGGCCGACUCCCUGAUCGAAGUGUUCAACCUGGACGAGCAGUACUACGACAUAGCUGUCCUGUGCACCUUCAUGUCCCUCUUCUUGCAGAUCAACAUGUACAGCAGUGUCUUCUUCCUCACCUGGAUGAGCUUUGAUCGGUACAUCGCCUUGGCCAGAGCUAUGCGCUCCAGUCUGUUCCGCACGAAGCACCACGCCAGGCUGAGCUGUGGCCUCAUCUGGAUGGCUUCUGUCUCCGCCACCCUGGUACCCUUCACCAUCGUCCACCUGCAGCACACCGAGGAGGUCUGCUUCUGUUUUGCAGAUGUCAAGGAGAUCCAGUGGCUUGAGGUCACCCUGGGGUUUAUCAUCCCCUUUGCCAUCAUAGGUCUCUGCUACUCCCUCAUAGUCCGAGUUCUCAUCAAAGCUCACAAGCACCGAGGUCUGCGUCCCCGGAGGCAGAAAGCCCUCCGGAUGAUCUUUGCUGUGGUCCUUGUCUUCUUCAUCUGCUGGCUGCCAGAGAACGUCUUCAUCAGCGUUCACCUCCUGCAGAGGACACAACCAGGGGCUGCUCCCUGCAAACAGUCUUUUCACCACGCCUACCCCUUAACUGGCCAUAUUGUCAAUCUCGCAGCAUUCUCCAAUAGCUGCCUGAACCCCCUUAUCUACAGCUUUCUUGGGGAAACUUUCAGGGACAAGCUGAGGCUGUAUAUUGAACAGAAAACAAACUUGCCAGCUCUGAAUCGCUUCUGUCAUGCUGCCCUAAAGGCAGUCAUUCCAGACAGCACCGAACAGUCAGAUGUUAAGUUCAACAGUGCAGUGUGA